Molecule: messenger RNA, 900 nt
Organism: Purpureocillium lilacinum
Lineage: Eukaryota; Fungi; Ascomycota; Sordariomycetes; Hypocreales; Ophiocordycipitaceae
Molecular function (GO): catalytic activity
Source: RefSeq, a predicted model, not a curated record
AUGACUUCAAACAUGGACCCAACUACAUUCAAGUCGGUGCAGUAUUACACCUCAGAAGAUGGCAAAGUUGCCUACAUCACCUUGAACCGACCAGAUCAACACAAUGCCAUUGACCAGCACAUGCCGCUCGAAAUACGCGGCGCUGUUCGAAUCGCCAAUGCGGACCCCCACGUUCACUGCAUCGUCCUCAAGGGCAAUGGUCGCGGUUUCUGCGGCGGGUAUGACCUCAAGAUUUACGCCGAGAGUGCUCAGCGCGGCCAGACAGAGGGCAGCCAGGAUCUAAGUCGGGGUUACGAACCCUUCCAGGACUAUAUGCUGAUGAAGGAAUGCACCAACUGCUACUCGGAGCUAUUCCGCAGUCACAAGCCGACAAUUGCGCAGGUGCACGGAGCGGCCGUUGCAGGUGGGAGCGACAUCGCGCUCUGUUGCGACCUCGUCGUUAUGGCGGACGACGCUCGCAUAGGGUACCCUCCGAGCAGAGUCUGGGGAUGUCCGACGACUGCGAUGUGGGCGUACCGCGUCGGCGCAGAGAAGGCGAAAAGAAUGCUGUUCACGGGCGACCUCAUCAGCGGCUCGGAGGCUGCUGCAAUGGGUCUGGUGCUCAAGGCCGUGCCAGCAUCGCAGCUGGAAGACACAGUGAACUUGCUCGUCGAGCGGAUCAAGACAGUUCCGAUCAAUCAACUGUGGAUGCAGAAGCAGGUCAUCAACAACACGAUGGAGUGUUCUAUUGAGUCUAGCCAAAGGCUUGCCACUGUCUUUGACGGAAUCACAAGAAACUCGCCUCAAGGCGUUGAGUUCCAAGAGCUCGCGCGACAACAAGGCUUCAAGGCGGCGGUGUCAUCACGAGAUGAACCCGGAAGAACAAAUGAGUACAGAAAAGUGUGGAAGAGCGUUCUUUAG